AUGACACUUCGCGGCGAUUUGAUCGAUAGUCCAACCGAUCGACGGAGAACGCCGUACCGAAUCGCGCGUAUCGCGGCUGCCGUCACCGUACCGAUCGGCCAAAACCCAAGCAAGCAGGCUAGGGCGGGCUGGCCUGUCGUGGCGACGGUGGCCUUGGAGGGCUCGGAGGGCACACAACCAGGAGGGUACGACAACCAGGUCCGUGCCGUGAGAGUGCAGGCGGGCGACUCUCGUGCGGACGAGCACGAGACCCGUUUGGGCGGCCACGGUUACCCGGCGCGACUGUGGGCGGUACGCGCGAGCGCGUCGUUCAAUAUUGCGCCAAGUAGUGGGGAACUUUCUCACGUGCUCGGCCACGCGGUUCUACACCUUCGCUGGAUGAACGUCCGAAUCAAGAGUAACAUGUGUGCAGUUCAAAUCGAUUGGUUAUGAAGAAACAGCGGAACGUAACGAUAGGGUUUGUUGUCGCGGCUGAAUUUUGUCAGGAAGCUUUUAUCUCUUG
Messenger RNA from Odontomachus brunneus, 502 nucleotides. RefSeq lists its product as uncharacterized. NCBI's taxonomy places the organism in Eukaryota, Metazoa, Arthropoda, Insecta, Hymenoptera, Formicidae. The coding region runs from base 1 to 432 and encodes 143 amino acids. The transcript is spliced from 4 exons. The record is from RefSeq and is a predicted model, not a curated record.